Messenger RNA from Sparassis crispa, 1878 nucleotides. RefSeq lists its product as hypothetical. The record is from RefSeq and is a predicted model, not a curated record. The transcript is spliced from 3 exons. Bases 1 to 1878 code for a protein of 625 amino acids. Lineage: Eukaryota; Fungi; Basidiomycota; Agaricomycetes; Polyporales; Sparassidaceae.
AUGAUGCAAAAAUCCGAGCAGCUUGCAAGUACAUCUCAUUGGACGAGGUGGAUCUUUGAAUGGGUGUCAUGGAGCGGGAGACGUACAAGCAAGACUGCAGUCAUUGCACUGUACCCAGGAGUGGAGGAUGACCAUCGCAAUAUGCAGUCCGACUUAACCCAGAUUGUAUGGGCAGCACGGACGAGAGGAGUGUCCAGUCACGUGGAGGAGGGACAGUACUAUCAGGAUUUUACUCAUGUCACGUUGUUCUUAUUGUUCAGGGGUCGACUAUCAGCCUAUGAGUGGGACCGGCUGUACCUUGAGGGAUUCGAAGCAUCCUCCUUACAUGCCAUCAAAAAUCGACUGGUGAUUAAGGUUCCCGAUCAGAAUCCAGACAAUCUGUACAUGAUAUCGGAAGUCCAUUCUGCAGCGCAGCAUGUUCUCAGUGGGAGUGAGAGUGCAUUGAGCACUGUGGCAGUGUCAAAGCCGAGUGCAGAGACAGUGAAGUUGGAAGGGAAUGAGACAGAUGCGAUGCAGUUUCUAGUGAACGUGUUGCAGCAAGCGAUGCGAACAUCGGGAGGGGGACAGGCACCGAUAAUGCAGGCCAACAUUCAGGUGGCAGUCGCACAAAACCCUCUUCAACAAGCACUCCAUGCCUGUAACUUCUGUCUAGCUAUCGACCAUUUUAUGCAAAACUGUCCGCGCAUCAAGAAUUACAUCAGGGUGUGGAAGAUUAAUUGUGAUGCGCUUAGUAGGAUCAUUCUCCCGAAUGGACAGUUCGUUCCUCAUGACCUACCUGGACAUAGCAUGGCAGAGCGCAUUGAUGCAUGGCAUGAUAUGUAUCCUGGGAACCUUUUUGGUGAUGGUCCAGGGCCAUCCGCAGCACCUCCACCCAAUGUUUCCAGGGAUGGGCGUGACCAGCCUCUGCAUAUGGUUAGCAUAUGGGAGAUUGUGAAGGAGGCCCUUAACCCCAAGAAACCAUCCUCUGCAUACAUUGAGGAAUGUCUCGAUGACUCUGCAGCAUCAGUACUAGAAGCCAGCAUGGCUCUGAAGAAAAAGACAGUUCAGUUCGAUGACAGCACCGCAGGGAAGUCUGCAAAGCAUCCUCCCAGUGUUCCGGCCUCCCAGAUUCCCGCUUCAAUCCUUAAGCUGGCGUCAGAUCCAUCUGUGACACUGAAAGGGGGUGCGAAGGCAUCUUUUGCAUCUUCGGGAAACUGGGCUAUGCAAUACAGCUACAAGACACCGGUCGAGGACAAGGAACUGAUGGCAUUGUGCUCAGAGAUUCGUAAGCUUGAGAAGGAGGAGAUUACUGUGAAGCGAGUGGCGACGAUGGGAAGCUUCGAGGGUGCGGACGGCGAGGAGGUUGCGGAGGCUCUCUUAGUGGACUGGGCCCAUCCUUCAUCUUACACUCUUGGCGGUGGGCCCACUGCUCAGAAGUACCCCUAUGGUGGUGGGCCCACUGCUCAGAAUAACAUCUAUGACAGUGGGCCCACUGCUCAGAAGUACCCCUAUGGUGGUGGGCCCACUGCUCAGAACAUCACCUAUGGUGGUGGGCCCACUGCUCAGAAGUGCCCCUAUGGCGGUGGGCCCAUUGCUCAGAAUAACAUCUAUGACAGUGGGCCCACUGCUCAGAAGUACCCCUAUGGUGGUGGGCCCACUGCUCAGAACAUCACCUAUGGCAGUGGGCCCACUGCUCAGAACAUCACCUAUGGCGGUGGGCCCACUGCUCAGAAGUGCCCCUAUGGCGGUGGGCCCAUUGCUCAGAAUAACAUCUAUGACAGUGGGCCCACUGCUCAGAAGUACCCCUAUGGUGGUGGGCCCACUGCUCAGAACAUCACCUAUGGCGGUGGGCCCACUGCUCAGAAGUGCCUUUAUGGCGGUGGGCCCAUCACUAAAUAA